CUAAACCACGAAGAAGAAGAAGGACGGGAAUCGCGAAGGGACAAUUUAGUGUCGGUGCGGCUGAAUGGGAGCUAAGCUAAGCUAACUGUUUCCUUUAAAAUGGCGGCACAUCUGAAAAAAAGGGUUUAUGAGGAGUUUUCUAAAGUUGUCCAGGUUCCUCAUGAAGAAGCUCCGGCUAAAAAGCUGCGUUUGUCCAAACCCAGCAAAUCUGCAGCGCUCCACGUGGACCUCUGCAAGGCCUCCAGCUCCACCGACGCCCUGCAGUACCUGCUUACGUUCUCCAGGAAACCUGUGGAGGCAGAGAGUGUGGAGGGCGUGGUCCGCAUCCUGUUGGAGCACUACUACAAGGAGACGGAUAACUCUGUGCGGCUGAAGAUCGCCUCUCUGCUCGGUCUGUUGUCUAAAACUCCAGGAUUCACUCCCGAUUGCAUCGUCGAUGACGCCAUAAACACACUUGGCAGCGAGAAGUCUCACCAGGUUCUGGCCCAGCUCCUCGAUACUCUCCUGGUCAUCGGAUCUCAGCUCCCUGAGAGUCCAGCGGUGAGACUGAGACUCAUAGAGGUGGCUUAUAAGAACCUCUCCGACUCGUCUUUUGGGGUGAGGACCAAGUGUCUCCAGCUGCUAGGCUGUCUGGGUCUGCUGGAGGCUCCUCUGGGUAAAGACAGUGAUGGACCUGGACCUUCUCUGGCUGUGAGGGACGUUCAGAGCAUCAUCAGUGAUUAUUUUGGAGAUCAGGACCCCAGAGUUCGGACUGCUGCCCUCAAAGCCAUGCUGCACCUGCAUGAGAGAGGAAUGAAGAUACACCAGAUCAUCUAUGAUCAGGCCUGCAGGCUGCUGUCAGACGACUAUGAGCAGGUCCGAUCUGCAGCGGUUCAGAUGGUUUGGGUUCUCAGUCAGCUUUACCCUGAAAGCAUCGUGCCCAUUCCGUCGUCCAAUGAGGAGAUCCGACUGGUGGAUGAUGCUUUCGGUAAGAUCAGCCACAUGGUCAGUGAUGGUUCCUGGAUGGUCCGAGUCCAGGCGGCCAAAACCUUGGGUUCCAUGCUGCAGGUCAGUCCUCACUUUCUGGAGCAAACGCUGGAUAAGAAGCUGAUGUCUGAUCUCAGGAGGAAGAGAACAGCUCAUGAACGGGCCAAAGAGCUCUUUGCUUCUGGAGAAUUCUCCUCUGGCAGGAAGUGGGCCGACGAUGCUCCCAAGGAGAAGCUGGACACCAACACCGUCAACCUGAUCGCCUCUGGAGCCUGUGGAGCCUUCGUCCACGGCUUGGAGGAUGAGAUGUUUGAGGUCCGUAUCGCGGCUGUGGAGGCUCUCUGCCAGCUGGCUCGGGCUUCUCCCAGCUUUGCAGAGAAAUGUCUGGACUUCCUGGUGGACAUGUUCAACGAUGAGAUCGAGGAGGUCCGGCUGCAGUCCAUCCAUGUCCUCAGACAGAUCUCCACCCACAUCACCCUGAGGGAGGACCAGCUGGACACGGUUCUGGCUGUUCUGGAGGAUUCAUCUCGAGACAUCAGAGAAGCUCUCCAUGAGCUGCUGUGUUUCACCAACGUCUCCACCAAAGAGUGCAUCCAGCUGGCCCUGCUGGAGCUGUUGAAGAACCUGAACAAGUACCCCACGGACCGGAACUCUGUCUGGAAGUGUCUGAAGUUUCUGGGUUCUCGACACCCGACUCUGGUUCUACCUCUGGUUCCUGAGUUGCUCAGUACACAUCCGUACUUCGAUACUCCAGAACCAGACAUGGAUGACCCGGCCUACAUAGCGGUUCUGGUUCUGGUUUUUAACGCGGCCACUUCCUGUCCCACGAUGCCGGCACUGUUCUCUGACCACACCUUCAGACAUUACGCCUACCUGAGGGACAGCCUGUCUCACUUGGUGCCGCCGCUCAGGCUGCCUGGCAGGAAGCAGGUCUACGGUCUGGACUCUGUGGAUUGUGGUUCUGGUUCUAGUUCUGUGGAAUCAGCUCAGCUUUUCCUCCAGCAGAGUCUGAACAGAGUCAGUACCAUCCAGAACCUGGAGGCAGCAGGAGCCCCGGAGCUGCUGGACCUCACCAUCAGAGACCUCCAGAGGCUGGGUGAACUUCAGACUGAACUUGCUGGCGCUGCAGAUUUCUGCGCUACGUUUCUACGCUGCCAGUUGCUGCUGCUGAAGGCGCUGCAGGAGAAACUGUGGAACAUCUCAGUUCCCCUGAUUCUGAAACAGAACGUCACGGCAACAGCAGCCGCACAGCAGAUCCUGGAUGAAUCCUAUAAACUGGAGUUCCUGUACAGCGGUCUUGAGAACCGUCAGCUGGCAACCAUUCAUCACGUCAGACUGCAGGCCAAAGCUCUGCAGCUGAUCCUGAGGGCCAGAACCAGACCCGGGUUGGAUUCACUGAUCAGCAGCUGUGAAAAGUUUCUGCAAGACAUUGAAUCUUUUCAGAGGCUCUUCCUGACUGAGCUGCCUCACCUCCAGGACAGUUUUGUGGAGAAGCUUCUGGAGCUGCUGCCUCGGCUGUCGUCCUGUAAGCCGGUGGAGGUGGUCAAGAUCCUGCAGACGACGCUUCGACAGAGUGGACUACUGCAGCUCCGACUACCUGAACAGAUCCAUCGGGCCACAGCCACCAUCAUAGAACCCACUGGGGAGUCUGACAACCCUCUGAGGUUCACAUCCGGCCUGGUGGUGGCGCUAGACAUCGACGCCACACUGGAGCACAUCCAGGAUCCUCAGAACUCUGUUAAAGUUCAGGUUCUGUAUCCAGACGGUCAGAGUCAUGUAAUCCAUCCUAAACCUGCAGACUUCAGGAAGCCUGGACCGGACCGACACCGACUCAUCACACAGGUGUACCUGUCGCACACGGCAUGGACAGAACCAUCUCAGAUUGAAGUGCGCCUCCUGCUGGCCUACAGCUCCUCCUGCUCCUCCAGGCUGGGAUGGACCGACGCCAUGGAUGGCCUCCCACCUGCAGAGGGCGCCGUCGAAGGAACCAUCCCCUUCAGCAAACCUGUCAAAGUGUUCAUCAUGCCAAAACCUGCCCGACGCUAACGGAACACCUGAGAGAACCUGGGAUGGUUCUGGUUCUGGACUGAAGGACGACCUCGGUUGAACUCAUAAGUUUGUUUUGAUAGUAAGAAUUUGUGUUCAGUUGUGUUUAAUCCUUUACUGCUGGAAUAAAGAAACGAUGAAGAUUCA
Messenger RNA from Acanthochromis polyacanthus (spiny chromis), 3159 nucleotides. RefSeq names its product integrator complex subunit 4 (gene ints4). Gene Ontology annotation, biological process: snRNA processing. NCBI's taxonomy places the organism in Eukaryota, Metazoa, Chordata, Actinopteri, Pomacentridae. The transcript has 24 exons. The record is from RefSeq and is a predicted model, not a curated record. The coding region runs from base 100 to 3012 and encodes 970 amino acids. Gene Ontology annotation, cellular component: integrator complex.